This is a messenger RNA of Syzygium oleosum, 2140 nucleotides long. Its product is annotated as transcription termination factor MTERF9, chloroplastic. The record is from RefSeq and is a predicted model, not a curated record. Gene Ontology annotation, molecular function: double-stranded DNA binding. NCBI's taxonomy places the organism in Eukaryota, Viridiplantae, Streptophyta, Magnoliopsida, Myrtales, Myrtaceae. The coding region runs from base 161 to 1705 and encodes 514 amino acids. Gene Ontology annotation, biological process: regulation of DNA-templated transcription. The transcript is spliced from 6 exons.
AGAGAGAGAGAGAGAGCGAAGCGGAAGGAGGAAGAUGACAGGAACCGCUGCGGCGCAUCAUCUCCGCUAGGGUUUUUGAGUAUAUUCUCCGUCUGUCGGUACUCUCUCUCUCUCUCUCUCUCUCUCUCCUUAUCCCCAACGCUCUCCCUUCCCGAGGCGAAUGGCAGGCUUCUCCAUCUGCGCCUUCGUUCCUGCGCUCCGCUCCCAACCGGGUCCCAGCCCGGAGGUGCUUCGGCCUCGACGCGCUCCGCAUUCCCUCUCGCGCGGAGCCGGGGAGAGGAUCGACGGGCGAGGCGCGAGCUCCCGGAGGUUCGUGGUCAUGUCCACGCACUCCAAUCCCAGGAUUCUCAAGGUCAAUCGGAAGUCCAGGUACGGGCGGCCCCUGUCGCCCUUCGACAGCGACGACGACGAGGAGGGUGUGGAGUUCGAUGACGGCGAGGAUGAGGACGAGGAGGAUUGGUCGGAUGAGGAUGAAUUUGCAGAAAUAGCAGAAUAUGAAGAGCAAAAUAAAGAUAAGAGGAAGAAAGACAGCAGGAGACAACCGAACAAAGGUUGGAGAUCAGGUUCCCUGAAUUCUAGGCAGCAGAACGAUCAUAAUGAAAAUAAGAAUCCAGCGAGAAAUGCCGCGAAUACUUUUCCCACUCCCGACCACAAAAAGGAAUAUGCUUCCUACAGUGUAAUUGGAAGGGGAAAGCAGAAAGAAAUCAAACCUCGCCAGCAUGGAUUUCCUAGGCUUUCUGAAGAAAUAGAUUUGGACAAGAGAUGGAUCCCUCUUCUUGAUUACUUGUGCACUUUCGGACUUAAAGAAUCGCAUUUUCUUCAAAUGUACGAGAGACACAUGCCUUCACUGCAAAUAAAUGUUGUCUCUGCAAAGGAGAGGUUGGAUUACUUGUUGAGCAUCGGCGUAAAAAAUCGCGAUGUCAAAAGAAUACUUUUGAGGCAGCCACAGAUUUUACAGUACACAGUGGAGAACAAUUUGAAGUCCCAUGUUGCGUUUUUGAUGGGACUGGGCAUACCAAAUUCUCGAAUAGGACAGAUUAUUGCUGCUGCUCCAUCCCUGUUUUCUUAUAGUGUUGAGAAUUCUUUAAAACCCACGGUUCGCUACUUAGUUGAGGAGGUUGGCAUCAAGGAAAAGGACUUAGGUAAAGUGGUGCAGCUAAGCCCUCAAAUACUUGUCCAGCGAAUUGACGUCUCAUGGAAUACUCGCUAUUUCUUCCUGUCAAAGGAAAUAGGAGCACCAAGAGACAGUGUAGUGAAGAUGGUAACGAAACAUCCCCAGCUCCUGCAUUACAGUAUUGAUGAUGGACUGCUGCCAAGAAUCAAUUUUCUGAGGAGUAUUGGGAUGUGCAACUCUGACAUCUUAAAAGUUUUGACCAGCCUUACACAGGUGUUAUCUUUGUCGUUGGAGGACAAUCUUAAACCUAAAUACAAGUACUUGAUUAACGAACUUCGCAAUGAAGUGCGUUCUUUAACCAAGUACCCAAUGUAUCUGAGUUUGUCUUUGGACCAGAGAAUCCGCCCUCGCCACAGGUUUUUGGUUUCCCUAAAGAAAGCUCCCAAUGGCCCAUUUCCCUUGAGUUAUUUUGUUCCAACAGAUGAGUGUUUCUGCGAGCAGUGGGCUGGGACCAGUUUAGAUAAGUAUCUGGCAUUUCGUCAGAGGCUACUGCUGAAGGAUUUUGCAAAGAAAUAUGAGAAACAAAGAUAGCAUUUUCACGAGAGUAUACUAACCGAUAUAUUGGAAGAACUGAGCGGUCAUGCUCUAACAUACCCCUUGAACUGCUGAAUUUUGCAACAAGUGCUGUGGAAGUCUUGUACUACUUACCAGCAGAUUAUCUUUAAGUAAAAACACAGAAUUUGCAGCUUCUUUGGACGCUGAUGGGGAAUACAAAUGGGGACAGCAAGACAAUUGUUUUUAAACUUUCUGAUACGAGUUCAGUACAUAUGGCUGAGCGGAAUGAUAGAAACAGACACAUGCGGUAAAUGAUCCAGGGUCCCUCAUCUUCGAGAUGUCUCUCUUACAAGCAGUUGAUUUCUUGAGGUCGGGGCCAUCUUCAGGCAAUUUUGAUGUAUGAAUUUUGUCUAAGGCAAUAAUCUUGUAGAUAAUUGUAAAAUAUGAGAAAUGUGAUGCAAGUUUAUGACA